Molecule: messenger RNA, 1512 nt
Organism: Nematostella vectensis (starlet sea anemone)
Lineage: Eukaryota; Metazoa; Cnidaria; Anthozoa; Actiniaria; Edwardsiidae
Product: creatine kinase B-type
Exons: 8
Coding region: 2-1309 (435 amino acids)
Biological process (GO): phosphocreatine biosynthetic process
Molecular function (GO): creatine kinase activity
Source: RefSeq, a predicted model, not a curated record
CAUGAAAUUUAGUCAAUAUUAUUCGAUAGCCCAGACCCGCGUUUGGGAUCGGUGCGAGGACGUCUUUAAAAGAGAAUCCAAGAUGAGUGUUUUCAGCAACAAACGCUUGCUAGUCGUCGGAGCUCUAGGAUUGGGCGCUACAGCUUUCGCGGCUUUGAAGUUUUUCUCGAGUGGGAGGAGCUUUGGGCGAUAUGUCAGUCAUCGUACCUUCCACGCGAUGGAUGAUUACCCGGAUCUGCGCACCCAUAACAACUGCAUGGCCAGACACCUGUCGCCUCGCUUGUACACGAAGCUGAAGGAUAAGGUCACUCCUAAUGGAUACACGCUGGAUAUGGCGAUACAAACAGGAGUUGAUAAUCCCGGCCAUCCGUUCAUAAGCACUGUAGGACUUGUUGCUGGUGACGAGGAAUCUUACGAUGUGUUUGCCGAUCUCUUCGACCCCGUCAUCGAGGAGCGCCACAACGGCUACAAGAAGACGGACAAGCACGUGACGGACCUGAAUCAUCGCAAGCUGAAGGGCGGUUCCUUUGAUGAGAGGUAUGUACUGUCGACACGGUGCAGGACGGGAAGGUCCAUACGAGGAUUCAGCUUACCACCUCAUUGCACACGCGCAGAAAGACGCUCCGUUGAGAAGGUCGUGGUGGACGCCUUAGACCAGCUCGGAGGCGACUUAUCUGGUACGUAUUACCCUCUGGGUAAAAUGACCAAUGAAGAGCAAGAACAACUCAUCAACGAUCACUUCCUGUUCGACAAGCCCGUCUCCCCUCUUCUGACGUGCGCUGGAAUGGCACGGGACUGGCCCGACGCCCGCGGGAUCUGGCAUAACAAAAACAAGAACUUCUUGGUGUGGGUGAACGAGGAGGACCACACUAGACUCAUCUCCAUGCAGAAAGGCGGGGACAUGAGGGCGGUCUUUGAGAGGUUCUGCCGGGGACUGAACCAGGUGGAGGCUUCGAUAAAGAAGAAAAAUCAUGAGUACAUGUGGAAUGAGCACCUCGGUUACAUCCUCACGUGUCCUAGCAACCUGGGCACUGGCCUACGCGCAGGCGUACACGUCAAACUACCGCUGCUCGGAAAGCACGCGAAGUUUAACACGAUUCUGGACUCGCUGCGGUUACAGAAGCGAGGCACAGGUGGGGUGGAUACAGCGGCCGAGGGUGGAAUCUUUGACAUCUCAAACUCUGACAGACUCGGAUUCUCCGAGGUGCAGCUUGUGCAGAAGGUGAUUGACGGCGUCAGCCUGCUCAUCCAGAUGGAGAUGCGACUUGAGCGCAAUCGCCCGAUCGACGACCUCAUCCCCUCGGCCUGAGCACCCAGCCCUCACAUACUUGACCAAAUGACCAAGAACACGGUGAAAUUGAACCACGUAAAUGCAAGAGAGAUUUGUCUGGAUAAUGUAUAAACAGGAUUUGUCAAAUUACUCUUUCUGAGGAAGCUUUAACCAGGAAUGUCCGUAAAACAUUAAAACAUGACGUCUGUAAAUAACUAGAACAAUAAAUCAACUUAUGAAAA